Molecule: messenger RNA, 1063 nt
Organism: Xylona heveae TC161
Lineage: Eukaryota; Fungi; Ascomycota; Xylonomycetes; Xylonales; Xylonaceae
Exons: 2
Coding region: 17-637 (206 amino acids)
Source: RefSeq, a predicted model, not a curated record
AACCAACUCGAUCAGAAUGGGCGCUCGAUCGGCGGAAUCAUUGGGAGACGAUCUUUUCGAUGGUUUGCUCAAUCUGGAGGACCAGUUCUAUGAUGAUGGUUACCGUCUUGGUUUGGCAGAUGGCGCCCAGGCGGGACGUAUAGAAGGGCGUACUUUUGGGCUUGAAAAGGGCCUUGAAAAAUACCGCGCAAUGGGCAAAUUACAUGGCAAAUCCACAAUUUGGGCUGGAAGGCUCCCUAGGACAAGAUUAUCAGGAUCUGCGAGAAGCGCAAAUCAAUGCAAAACUGCGCCCGGUUCCGGUUCUCUUGAACAAUCUCUCAACGGCAAGGGUGACCAAACUGAAAGCCACGAUUUCUUAGCCACUCUUUCAGCCAACCCGCGGCUGGAAAAGCACAUCCAGACGCUCUACGCUCUCUCUGAGCCAGCAAGCCUUUCAACUCAGAAUACCGAAGAUGCUGUGUCCGACUUUGAUGACAGAUACAAGCGAGCAGCUGCAAAAGCCAAGAUUGUGGAGAAGCUUGUAGCCGAAGAGAUUCGGGAAGAGGGACAGACGACUUCAGGCAACGGUCAACGUGGUACUGAAGGAGAUGGUGGGGGAAGCAUAGAGGAUGUCAGCGUCCUCAAAGCUCGUCACUGACAUCCCUACUUUUCUUCACGACACACCGUCUAUUGGCUGUUCCCAGUCACGGCAUCCAGCUUCAGAUAUGGUACGAAUUCGCUGGAUAUCAGUCAUCAGUAAUCAAAAAUCUUGAGGGCCUCGUGCACAAGAUGGUCAUGUCGCAGUCCCUAUCAUCACUUUAAAUAGUUCUCUACAAGCAUUUGCUGGAGACAACGAGGGAAUACGGAAGUACACGAGACAAUGGGCCUGGAAUUAUAAUGACAGUAUUCCCUGCCAAGAAGAUAUUUCUGGAGCAAGCCAAGGAAAUUUUUGUGGUUGAAGAGUACAAGGUCAGGGAGUCCUUGUACAUGUAUAAGGUAUUUUAUGGAAACAAGUCAUAUCAAAGUAAAUAAAUAUCGCUCUAGAUUGGCUGGAUAUUAUUAUGAGCAAAAGAUUACCGUGCAG